Meira miltonrushii is the source of this 4530-nucleotide messenger RNA. RefSeq lists its product as uncharacterized. Bases 1 to 4530 code for a protein of 1509 amino acids. The transcript has a single exon. Lineage: Eukaryota; Fungi; Basidiomycota; Exobasidiomycetes; Exobasidiales; Brachybasidiaceae. The record is from RefSeq and is a predicted model, not a curated record.
AUGUCUCGUUCAAUGAGCCUUGCCACAGCCGGCUCAUCAAUGAUGGGCAGACGUGAAGAGGUCAACGCACCUACAGAAGGUCACGCAAACGAAGAUGAAUGGACAGCCUCGCAAUGGAACGCACACAAACGUCCAACAUCAUCAUCCAGAAGACCAACCAAUGGCUCGUAUAUUCCAUCUUCAACAUACGCACAUCAAACUCCACCAAGAAGUUCAAUGAACUCGUUUGCAUCUUCAUCAUCAGCAUUCACGCCUGCACAUUUGAUGCAUUCUCCUUCCAUUAGCAGUAACGCAGAAGGCUUCUUUGGACGUGAAUCAAGAACAGAUUCGAUCGGCACUUUAUGGAGUUCAGCAGAUGUUCCUCUGAUGUUUGAUGGUCAUCGCGGUUCAGGUGGCGAUAAGAGUAGCUUGAUGGGCUCAGGCUCGGUCUCUAUGCAACCUUCUUCUAGCAGUCGUUCAGGUACGAAUAUGAGCCUUCCUCGGGGCAUCUCUUUCACAACUUCAUCGUCAAAUCAAACUUUACACGCAUUCCAAAGACCUUCAGAAAUACCAACUUUGCCGACUGUUUCUGACUUUGUGAAGAAUAAGGAUCAGUACUCUUCUGAACCACAUGAAUUACUCUUAUCAGAUGAUGGUCAAGAAUUCAUCGCUGUUCCUACUUACAACAAAGGAUCGGGAGGCAGUAGACCGUCAACAGCUAAAACGGUAACCAAUGCCAGCGAAUCUCCCUCUUCAUAUUUGCCUAAUGGAUGGACUGUUAGCGAUGAAGAUCCGAUCGAAUCAAAUGUUGCGCUUCUUCAACAUCCUGGAUCACGGCCCAGCUCCUCUGCCGGACCCUCUCAUAAGAAACGUCCGGCACCACUUCAUCUUGCUGAAGUAUCUUUUGGUAAAAGUGCUGGCUCAACAACUGACCGGUCACGCAUGGCAACGGAUGUUCCCCUGUCGGUAAGCCAUGGCAGUCAACUAACAGUAAAAAGUCAAAAAUCCAAAAUGAAAGGAGUAAAUGAACAGCAACAACAACAAAGUCGCAAACCGCCUAGUACUUCACCCGCAACGGCUUUACCCCGUAGAAGUCCAAAAACAAAUUCUGCCGAUUUGUACAAACAUGCAGAGCGUUUCUUUGAUUCUUCCUAUUCAAUGGCGCCUUCAGUGAGCCCAAAUGUGAAUGCAAAUCUCGCUUUGUCAAGUCCCGAUAUGGCUCGUUUAUCUAGAUUCUCCGAUGAUUCUCAUCUUACGUAUGAAGAACAGACAAAUUCAAUCGGCCCGAUGGAUCAUACAGGCCGACAAGCUUUAUCGAGUGCACGAUCACAAAAUUCACAUAGCUCUGCUGAAUCUUCCAAUACCCCUGAGAUCGUUGAACAAUUCGCAAAUGCGGCAACUUUACAAAUCUUACGUUCUGGAAUCACGCAAGAAGCACGAAAUGCAACAUUGACAUACAUGAAUGGCCAAAGGACAACAAAGUACGGUUCUGAUGAAGAACAGCCAAUGACACCUUUGCGUGUUGCAAUGUCGCUGGCAAAUCCUGCUUCACCUAGGUUGACGGAGCAUCAACAAAAUCUUGCUUCUAUGCAGCAAUCAUUGCAUCCUUCCAUUCAUUCUGCUCGCAGACCUUCGACAACAGAUUCAGCAAUCCCAUCCACGCCAAAAUCAUCACACAGACCAAAUGUUCGACAUGCUCAUACAUCUUCUGAUCAAGAAGUGUUGAGACGAUUACGUGAAGAAGCAGCAAAAGAAGAAGUCAUUCCGCCUCUCCCUGCUUCUACAGUACAAAAAGUAGAUGAUAGAUUGGCAUUCUUACAUGCGCCAGCAACACAACCAGCACCUCUUUCACCAAAAAGAGGAGGUUUACUCGGUCUUCGUGCUAGGGCUGUUUCAACGCCAAAAUUACGUCAAUCUAGAGGAGGAUCACAAGAUGGCAGUGGAUUAGGACCAAACAACAGUCUUCAAGCUGAAAACCAUUCAAGGCCAACGAGUAGCAGUCGACCUCAACAUCCACCACAAGCACCUAGUGGUCGAUUUAGGUCAAUGACGGUGAACAGUGACACGGAACGUUGUGAUUCGAUCAGCAGUGCAAAUUCUGUCAAUCAGAAUGGACAAAGAUUGAGCGUAAUGGGAUCCGAUGAAGGUUCUUUGCAUACUCCAGGUCAACAACCUAAAUUACGUAGACCUUCAACUUCUGAUGCUUUGUCUGCUGCUGCCCGUCGUCUGCGUCGUCCCAGUAGAAACGGAAGCAAUUCGAGCUUAACGACACCGUUGAAUAGUGGUAGUCAAAGUGUUGUAGAUGUUAGUAGACAACGUGUCGGAAGCAGUGCAAGCUCUCAAUUACAAGCAGAUCUACGUCACAUCAGCAGUAAUGCAUCUUUACGUCCAAACUCACGCAAAGCAAAAAGCGGAGGAACUCCAACGAAUGCAACAAGACCACCACCAAAAACAAAAGGUGGUUGGGCUUCACACUUGGCUCAAGGAUUGACGUUGCAUAUCGAACAAGGAAAUAAGAAGAUUGCAAUGCGAAUGAAUUAUCAAUACUACGAUCCAUUUGGAAGGCCAGAAAGUCUUUGCACAUCAAACAAUGUAGAAGAACAUUCUUCUCAACGAAGAAGUAGUAAUGGCCGUAUCCGUAGUUCAUUCAGUACAGCAGCUGGUCAGUCGUCACGUAACGGAAGCAUCUCAGUAUCGAAUGAGGACAACAGUGACGAAGCAACCAUGGGCGUUUUGGAAUUCACCCCAGACGUUCCAAGUCCAGGCCGUGAAGGAGCGCACAAUCACUUGGCCUUUCUCUCGUCUGAUUCUAAGGAUGCAGUCAUUUUGAAACACUUGACGAUCGGGGAAGAUACAAAAGCUGACCUAAUCACACGUCAAGCAGAUCUUUCCCUCAGAAGAAAUGGUGUUCAUGAAGUCUCUGGAAGUGAGCGAAAGGGUAAAGUAUCUUGGCGAUUCGAAUUCUCCAUCGAAGAUGUGAAGAGACAAGGAAGUGGACCUAUCGAUAAUGCAAGUACGCCAAAGAUGGACAGUAAACCGUUCAAUGAAACUAUUGAUGGCAUUAAACUUUUGCGUCCGAUCAAAUUUUCAUGCUCGACCACUCUUUUGGAUCCAUCACGAGCACGUAAAUCUCGCGUGAUCAAUAUGAUUCGCAAACAGAUUGGCUCGCACAUUGAGUCACAUAGCUUUGGAAGCAAUAUUGAAAAUGGCGAAAGUGAUUCGAGCGCUGUUUAUCAAUCUGGAACACCUCUUACCAUGAACCAAUCUGUUGCAUCACUGUCUCCACCGCAAACAUCACCUGUGGCUUCUUCAAAAAGAUUGGAAGCACCUCUUUCGCCUAGGAGUCUACCCCGUAACCGUCAAGGAUCAACGUCAUAUGUCCGUCGAGCAGAAUUGCCGACAAACUUUACCACAACAGCUCCUUCACCUGUUCGUAAUGUGUUCAACGGUCACGUCGAACAACAUUCUCCUACGCAGGUCCGUUCUCCUUUACAUCCUCCAAGCAGUAUCGGUAGCUCGGCAGGUGAACUGGGAAGCAGUUUGGGCAACGAAGAUCAUCAUUUAGCUGCUUUGCGUAAUGCAAGUGUGGUUAGUACAACUAGCAGUGGAGCUGGUUCUGCGACUUGGUCUCCCGCGAGUAGGCUUGUUCCAUUCAAAGCAAGACGAGCAAUCGUUGAUCCUUCCAAGCAGAUACAAGAUAGACCAAGCAUUGGCGGACAAGAGGGGAAUGCAAAUGGAUUAGUGACUAAUGCAGGAAAUGGAGUACAACAAAGAUCUCCUUUGGUCAUUGGAAGUUCCUUAGAAUCACCUUUGGCAACCAGUAUUGAGGCAAGUCCAUCACCUGGAAAAUAUGUUCGUGAGCUAGGAUCGAAUGGCAAGAUGCAACCGAUCAAAACAUCUCAUCAACAACAUUUCCCACGCAAACAUGCUCCUCCAUCCACUGCUUUGGGUCUGGAAACAAACUCUUCCGGCAACCGUACUGAAAGCAAGGAGGAUUUCUGGUACGAAGAUUCGAAUGCACGUCAAUGGGCAUCGUCUCAGUCACGUACACAGUCUAGAAGACUACGUGCAGUAACAUCAGAAGGUAUUCAUGAAGCGCAAACGUUGGAUAUUCGACCUCCAACGGCUUCAGAAGAGAUCAAGAUGGCAUACUUGAACAACUCCACCCGUUUACAUACAGCAGAUUCAACUGCAUCUUCGAAAUCUCGAUCACGUCAUGGUGGAAACGGAAGCGGACAUGGACAUAGCCAUAGCGUUUAUCAAACCCCUGAAGCUGUGACGAUGGAUUCGCCACCACGUAGAAUGACUUCUGCUUCUAUUCAUCAACAUAAUGACCAAAACAAUCAACAAUCAAUUCAACAAACACAACAACAUGAGAUUCCUUCUUCGCCUUUAAGUAAAAAAGUUUUACCUCCAAUGCCUUCCAAGAAAGGUCCAAUGGCAAUUGCCUCUAAAGCUGCUCGUGCUAUUUCUGGUUCGAAUUUCAAGCAGGGUGCAACGGUAGGAUCGAAUGGUAAAUUUGAUCCACCAGAAGGACCUUAUUGGAUUUGA